Molecule: messenger RNA, 2061 nt
Organism: Arxiozyma heterogenica
Lineage: Eukaryota; Fungi; Ascomycota; Saccharomycetes; Saccharomycetales; Saccharomycetaceae
Gene: SAN1
Product: ubiquitin-protein ligase SAN1
Exons: 1
Coding region: 1-2061 (686 amino acids)
Source: RefSeq, a predicted model, not a curated record
AUGUCAGAAAAUGCGAAUAACACACAGCCUGGUGAAGGUAGUGGUGAUUCACAACCAAAUAGGACGAAUUUAAACAACGACACUACCAAUAACAAUAACCCUACAACUACAAGUGGAAACAAUAUUACUGUUUCUAUUGAAUAUAUGUAUGAGACACCAAAUAUCCCUGCAACGCAGAAUAAUAAUAGUAACAACAACAACCUUAAUAGAAAUAAUAGUAGUACUAGUAGUGAUAGUAAUAAUAAUGGUAAUCCUACUGCUGCAGGAUCUGCAGACUCGAGUAAUGCACAUUCACAACCAGGAACAACUACAUCACAACAAUCACAACCACAACAGCAGACACCUCCAGCAGGUAUGAGACCAUUUCCUGCAGGUGUGGUCUUUUUACAGUUCAGAGAUAUCCCAGCAGGUAAUACUCAAGAAAGGUUACAAACUAUCAUGAAUAUUGCAUCCGAGAUUGCAGUUCGUAGAAUAGUUGAUUUAUCUAGUGUAAGAUAUAAUAGAGGCAUCACAAAAGAAAAAUUUGAGUCUCUUCCAGUGGUUCCGAUUAAAGAUUUGGAUCCCACUGUAAAAGAGGAUGGUUGUAGUAUAUGUUAUGAACCAUUUGUUGAUCCUAUACCGGAUAGUAAUUCUGACGAGAAUAAGAAACGUAGCAGAGAAGAUGAUGAUGAAAAAAAGGAAUCUAGAAAUAACAGAAAGAACAAAAGAUUAAGAAGUGACUCAUCUGAUAGCAACAACAAUAAUAAUGAUAAUGAUAAUGAUAAUACAAUACCUACUAAUAAUUUAUCUACUAACAUUGGGGAUGUUACUUUUAAUGGAACAUCGGUAGAAAAUACUAAUAUCAAUGCCGGUAACAAUAGUACUCAAACAACAAAUGAUGAAGAAGUCAACCCUACUUAUGAUCAUUUUGCUGUGAAAGCACCUUGUGGGCAUAUUUUUGGUAGAGAAUGUUUAUAUAAAUGGUGUAAGUCUGAGAAUACAUGUCCACUUUGUAGGCAAGUUAUUGCAGAGAGUAUGAACACACCUAUUAUGGUUAAUUCAGCACAAGCUGCAGCUACUACUAAUGCUGCAUUUCAGAGAAUUCAUGAUCUCUUGUACAAUACAAAUAAUAAUAAUAAUAAUAAUUCUACAGAGAGUAAUAAUGGUAAUUUUUCAGUGAUAACAAAUACUGCUAAUAGUGAUACCACAACACCUUCAAUUUCUAACCAGGGAUCAACAGUUGCUACAUCUGCGACUGCUACACCUGCUACUACUACACCUGUUACAACUGCAUCUACUGUGAACAUACCAUUUAGGACAAGUAACAUUGUUUUCAUAACUCCCCAAUGGUAUAUACCACCAAAUACUACAUCAAACAAUGCAACUGUAACUGCAACUGCAAGAACUGGAAAUAAUGGUACUACUACAAGUAAUAAUGACACUAGUAGUUCAGAAAAUAAUGAUACCCAGACUACAAAUGAUACAGUUGAUAAUAACUCGAAUCAAAGUGAAAGGCCAUCCCCAUAUGAACGUUUCAGAGCUAUUAUUGGAUCGUAUUUUGAUGGUCUAAUCAAUCAGAACAACAAUAGUAACAGUAAUACCAAUAUCACAGAUUCAUCAGCAUCUUCUUCAAAUAAUUCAACAGUUAAUAGUAAUAGUACAACUAAUGCCAACUCUACCUUUUCUACAGCCCCAAGUAAUGUGCAAAAUGCAACCAGAAAUUUAGAUUUAUUGGCCAUGGGAAAUAGUAUUAGAAAUGUAUUGUUGCAACAAAGAAACGUCUUAUCAGGUACACAUAAUAAUGGUGAUGCUCCAACAUUGUUCAAUUCUGGUGUAGCAAGUUACAGAACACCAUCAGGAAAUGUUUCAACAUAUCAUCUUGGUGCACAUGAAGUAUUUCAUGCCUCCACUAACGAUAAUAACAAUAGCAGUGCAGCAACUUCCACAUCUACAGAUAACCAAAACGGUGAAAAUAAUGAUAAUACUAAUAAUAGUAGUAGUGGUGAUAACAGUAGUUCAGGAAGCAAUGAGCAAGAAGAAAACAAUUCAAAUAAUGGCCACACUCAUACUUCUACAUCUUAG